GGAGGAGAAAAAAAGGGAUGUGGAAGUGAACGGCGGCGAGUUAACUCACAUUUCACAACUCACAAACCUUCCCUCUGGGUUUACUAGGGUUUAAGGAAAUCACGAUGAACAUGGGUAGCGCUCUCCUUAGAAGGUCUUCUUCAUCGCCGGCAUCAAAGCGGCUUCAACUCGCUGCUCUGUCGCACCUCUUCCAUUCAACAUCGUCUUCCUCCGAAAUCGUCAGGUGCAGAAAUGAUCGCUUCGUUCCCCAGUUCGUCGCCACCGCGUCUAAUCCUCCAGCUAAUGGGAGGUUCACUCCUCCGUUGGGACAAAUAGUGAGGGGCUUACACAUCUCGCGGCCGUUGGCUGCUGGUGUGGCUGUGGCUCGUUCGCAGGAAGAGGAUGAAGGGCUUGAGAUCUCCAGGCUCGGCAUUGCUCAGGAAAUCGUCUCGGCUUUGGCUCGGAGGGGAAUAACUCAGCUCUUUCCCAUUCAGAGAGCAGUUUUGGAACCAGCAAUGCAGGGGCUUGACAUGAUAGGCAGAGCUAGAACUGGAACAGGGAAGACUCUUGCUUUUGGAAUUCCAAUCAUGGAUAAGAUCAUUUGUUACAACAAGAAGCACGGGAAGGGGAGGAACCCUUUAGCAUUGGUAUUGGCUCCUACUAGAGAACUUGCAAAACAAGUGGACAAAGAAUUCUGCGAGUCUGCUCCUGAUUUGGAUACAUUGUGUGUCUAUGGAGGUGUCCCCAUUGGAAUUCAAAUGGGUAAACUUGAUAGAGGCGUUGAUGUGAUUGUUGGGACACCAGGUCGAAUAAUUGAUCUGCUUAAAAGGGGCUCACUGAAUUUAUCAGAACUUCAGUUUGUUGUUCUAGAUGAAGCUGACCAGAUGCUUAAUGUUGGAUUCGCGGAUGAUGUUGAAAGGAUUCUACAAAAUGCACCAAAGGAUCGUCAGACACUGAUGUUUUCAGCAACAAUGCCCAAUUGGAUUUUGAAACUCACCCAACAGUUCUUGAAAAACCCAGUACAGAUUGAUCUUGUUGGGGACUCAGAUCAGAAGCUAGCCGAUGGAAUUUCUUUGUACUCAAUUGCCUGUGAAAUGCAUCAGAAACCUGCAGUGCUCGGCCCUCUAAUAACAGAACAUGCUAAAGGAGGGAAAUGUAUUCUUUUCACACAAACAAAACGUGAUGCUGAUAGAUUAGCUUAUGCCAUGAAAAAAAGCUUCAAAUGUGAUGCUUUGCAUGGGGAUAUCUCACAAAACCAGAGAGAGAGAACACUGUCUGGUUUCAGAGAUGGUCACUUCAAUGUAUUGGUGGCCACAGAUGUUGCUGCCCGAGGUCUUGAUGUCCCUAAUGUGGAUCUGGUAAUACAUUAUGAAAUUCCAAACUCUUCAGAGAUCUUUGUUCAUCGAUCUGGCCGUACUGGACGUGCUGGUAAGAAAGGAAGUGCAAUACUCAUGUAUUCACAUCAGCAACUUAGAGAUGUUAAAAAUAUUGAGCGUGAUGUGGGGUGCAGGUUUACCGAGCUCCCAGCGAUCGAAGUGGACCCUGCAGCAGAAAGCAUGUUGAGUGACUUGGGAGGAGGUUAUAGCCGUUUCUCCUCUAAUCAAGGCUUUGGAAGUGGCAGCUUUGGUGGUGGCGGACGCUUUGGUGGCGGUGGUCGCUUUGGUGGCAGCAGCUUUCAAGGGUCAACAUAUGGUGGUCGUGCGGGGGGUGGGUUUGGUGGACCUUCUUCUGGACGUUCAAGCGGUGGUUUUGGUGGAGGGCCUUCUGGAAACUUUGGCAGUCGCAAUUCUGGUGGCUCUCAAGGUUUUGGAAAUUUCGGUGGUCGUCCAAGUGGCUUUGGUGGCAACUCUGAAGGGUUUGGAAAUUCCGGUGGACGUCCAAGUGGCUUUGGUGGCAACGCUGAAGGCUUUGGAAAUUCCGGUGGACGUCCAAGUGGAUUCAGCAGCAUAUUCGGAGACGCUUAUAACCAAAGUUCUGGGAAAUCUUUCUGACCUGGUUGAGCCAGGAGUCUUUUGGAAUUAGCCUCCCUGCUUCCAAGUAGGGGCAAGAUGAAGGCGGUGCCGAGCAUAUAAAUGCAUAAUAAUAAAGGUUUUAAAGAAAGGUGUGCUGUGAGGAUGAAGAGGAAUCAAGUUAGUUUCUUGGCUUCACAUAGGUUAGUCAGAGUCAGCACAGAGAAAGUAGAAUCUUUUCCUACUUGUAGGAAAAUCCUUCCCAUUUCACUAUCUCUCAAUCCAUCCAUUGAUGAUUUAUUUAUUGAUUUGGUAUCUUUGGAUAUGACCAAAUUAAUUGGGUUGGAAAUGCUUUUGGUUGUCUUAUUAUAUUGAAUAUUUUGGUGAGACUUUAAUCAUGGGGAACAUGUGACUAACUUAUAGAGAGAAUACAUCACAAAUGUUAAUGGAGAGAUAAAGUUAUAUGAACCCUUUGUAUAUUGAUAGUUCAAUCCCUCUCCAUGUUCAAGAGGUCAAUCAAUAAGAAAUCUUGAUCCAACUU
Molecule: messenger RNA, 2469 nt
Organism: Cuscuta campestris
Lineage: Eukaryota; Viridiplantae; Streptophyta; Magnoliopsida; Solanales; Convolvulaceae
Source: the annotation of a GenBank genome assembly